CUUGCGGACAAGACGGUCACUUAAGAGAUCGGUUUGUGUCUAGCGUUUUAGAAAUUCUGGAUUCUACCCACUUCAUCAUGGCCCAAAACUGCGACAGUAAAGCACCUGUGUUUAACAAGCCCAAGGUAGAGCUGCACAUUCAUCUUGAUGGGUCCAUUAGACCAGAGACCAUCCUAUACUUUGCAAAGAAGCGAGGAAUAUCUCUCCCAGUGGAUAAUGUGGAGGAUCUCAUUAAUCUUUGUUGUUGUGACAAGCCUUCCAGCCUGACAGAGUUCCUCAGCAAGUUUCAACACUACAUGCCAGUGAUUGCUGGAGACCGUGAAGCUGUGAAAAGGAUUGCCUACGAGCUAGUGGAAACCAAAGCCAAAGAGGGUGUUGUGUAUGUGGAAACCAGGUACAGUCCGCACCUCCUGGCCAACCAGAAUGUGGAACCAAUACCCUGGAACCAUCAGAAAGGUGACCUGACACCAGACGAAGUGGUUCAUCUUGUCAACCAGGGACUGCAGGAUGGAGAGAAGGCCUUCAAUAUUAAAGCCAGGUCCAUUCUCUGCUGCAUGCGUCACAUGCCAAACUGGUCGGAGGAGGUGGUGGAGUUGUGCAAGAAGUACCGCGAUGAAGGAGUAGUGGGUAUCGAUCUGGCUGGAGAUGAGUCUUUGAAUUGUGAAGCUUACCCUGGUCACAGAAGAGCAUAUGAGGAAGCUGUCAGAUGUGGAAUCCAUAGAACUGUUCAUGCAGGAGAGGUCGGUCAGCCAUCAGUUGUGAAAGAAGCUGUGGAGGUUUUAAAAGCAGAAAGAAUUGGACAUGGAUACCACACAAUAGAGGAUGAUUUAUUAUACAAAGAACUGCUGAAACAAAAUAUGCAUUUUGAGACAUGUCCAAUCUCUAGCUAUUUAACUGGUGCAUGUGAUCCAGAUUACACUAAACACCCCAUUAUAAGGUUUAGGAAAGACAAGGCCAAUUAUUCUUUGAACACCGAUGACCCACUGGUUUUCAACUCGAACCUGGAUGCGGAUUACAGAGUAGCAAAAACAUACAUGGGCUUCACGGAGGAAGAGUUUGAGAGAGUGAACAUAAAUUCUGCCAGCUCCAGCUUCCUGCCUGAGAAAGAGAAGAAGGAUCUCCUUAAUCGUUUGUAUGAAGCCUAUGGAAUGGUGAAGUCUUCUGCCUGUUAACCUCAUCCAUGAAGUGCCUUUCAGAUCACUCCAGAAAAGAUUUGACUGUUUUGUAUCUUUUGCUUUCCUUUUCCUCCUUUUUCUAAACUAAUUUUCAACUUAGAGUUUCUUCAAUAUGUACCCAGACAUGUGAAAAUGAACACUGUGCAAUGUGAAAAAAAUAGUAAUUAAGGAAGACGAAGAACAAAGCCUUAAAGGACGGCAGCUGGAUGAAGAUGUCAUGGCACAGCAAGAUCUGGAGGUCACCUGGACCUUUGAUUGUAUUUUAAAAUCUUCAUACCUCAUUAAUAUUCUACUCUCAGCUGCAGAGGCAUUUACCAGAAACAUCUUCCAAAGUUGCCUUCUUUAUACAGUGAAAACCAAAUUGACGACUUAAAAGGUACCAAUGAUGUGCAGCUAGAAAAAAAAAAAACUUGUCACAAGAAAAGGUGCCACUGACUGCAGGGAUCAUCCUACAAAGUCGGCAUCUUUUUCACUCAAAAGACUGACUGCCAAUAAGUAUUAUUCAUCACUGCCGGUCAACCUGCAGUUGCAAAAAAUGCUUCACAGCAGCAAUUGAAGCAGCCAGCCAGUGUUUAAGAAGCAUUUUGUUUCUUUUUUAAAAUUGUCUUAGGUAUUUUUACUAUGUAGGACAUUGUUUGAAUUGUAAUACAAACUCCUGACAUAAAAGGGCGCUUUUAGUGCACCGUGGCAGCACGGGUAUUUAUUUAACAUGCUCAUUUUUUGUGAAAGUUUUACAAUUUUCUGAAAGUCUUAUUUUCAGUACGGCAGGUUUUGCCCUUUCCUGAGGUGGCUCAUAAGCUUGCUGUUCUUAUCAGACUUUUCUAUUUGCAUUAGAGUGUGUCAGGUGCAGCUUGUGUGUUAAAUGGCUUGAUUUUGCUGAAGUAUAUCAUAUGUGUGUGCUUUUAGAUAACUGCCUUCUCUAACAGGUGCUUACUGAACAGGUGUUUAGCAAGUCUUAAUUAUUGCGAUGCUCUGUUCCUAGAAGGAAAGUUAAAAAAA
This is a messenger RNA of Polypterus senegalus (gray bichir), 2174 nucleotides long. It is a transcript of the gene ada, whose product is annotated as adenosine deaminase. Bases 78 to 1172 code for a protein of 364 amino acids. Gene Ontology annotation, biological process: negative regulation of adenosine receptor signaling pathway; inosine biosynthetic process; T cell activation. Lineage: Eukaryota; Metazoa; Chordata; Cladistia; Polypteriformes; Polypteridae. The record is from RefSeq and is a predicted model, not a curated record. Gene Ontology annotation, molecular function: adenosine deaminase activity. The transcript is spliced from 11 exons. Gene Ontology annotation, cellular component: external side of plasma membrane; cytosol.